CUCGCGGGCGCCACGCCCAUGGGCUCAUUCAUCUCUGACCCGGGAGAGCGCGCUGGUUGUAGGUGUUCUGUAUGGACUGACCUGUUCUGUAGCUGCAGUAUUACUCGUUACCAAAAGGUGCUGUCAACGCAAACAAAGGGAAGAAAACAUGGACAAUGACAUCGCGACAGGGGACGUCAAAUUAAACCAUGCCAUCAAACAGUGGCUGCAGUUCGACAAGAACCCCAAGACGCUGGCGGCCGUGCGGGCGAUGCUGAAGGGGGGGUCGGUGGAGGAGCUGCGGCGCUGUUUUGGGGCGCGGAUGGAGUUUGGGACGGCAGGACUGCGGGCCGCCAUGGCCGGGAUCCCUGCAUGCGACUGCCAGGUGAGCCUGACCGUCAUCCAGACCACACAGGGGCUGUGCCGGUACCUGGAGCAGAGGUUCUCGGACCUGAAGGCGCGGGGCGUGGUGAUCGGGUUCGACGCGCGUGCGCACCCUGAGAGCGGCGGGAGCAGCAAGCGCUUCGCCCGCCUCGCCACCGCAGUGCUGAUUGGCCGCGGCGUUCCGGUGUACCUCUUCAGUGACAUCACUCCCACCCCAUUUGUGCCCUUCACAGUGUCCCACCUGAAGCUCUGUGCUGGGAUCAUGGUGACGGCGUCUCACAACCCGAAACAGGACAACGGCUACAAGGUGUACUGGGACAAUGGCGCCCAGAUCAUCCCGCCUCAUGACACGGGCAUCGCCAGCGCCAUCGAGGAGAGCCUGGAGCCCUGGCCCCAGGCCUGGGAGGACCAGCUGGUCCGGGACAGCCCGCUGGUGAAGGACCCCCUCCAGGACAUCCAGCGGAAGUACUUCCUGGCCAUUCAGGACAUGUGCUUCCACAGGAGCAUCAACAAGAGUUCAGAGGUCAAGUUUGUGCACACGUCUGUCCACGGAGUGGGGCACGCGUUCGUCCAGUCAGCGUUCCAGGCCUUUGAUCUGCGCCCCCCCUUCGCUGUCCCAGAGCAGAAGGAACCCGACCCCGAGUUCCCCACGGUCAAGUACCCCAACCCUGAGGAAGGAGAGGGGGUGCUGACGCUGUCCUUUGCUCUGGCGGAUAAAGAGGGGGCGACGGUGGUGCUGGCCAACGACCCCGACGCCGACCGGCUGGCCGUGGCGGAGAAACAGCAGAGCGGUCAGUGGCGGGUGUUCUCGGGGAACGAGCUGGGCGCUCUGCUGGGCUGGUGGCUGUUCCGCUGCUGGAGGCAGAAGUUUCCGGAACCUUCCAAGGUGAAGGACGUCUACAUGCUGGCCAGCACCGUGUCGUCUAAGAUCCUGCGCGCCAUCGCGCUCAAGCAGGGCUUCCACUUCGAGGAAACCCUGACUGGCUUUAAGUGGAUGGGGAACCGGGCCAAGCAGCUGCUGGACCAGGGCCGGACCGUGCUGUUUGCUUUCGAGGAGGCGAUAGGUUACAUGUGCUGUCCGGCGGUCCUGGACAAAGAUGGGGUCAGUGCUGCCGCCAUCGCAGCCGAGCUCACCUCCUACAUCAGCAAGCAGGGCAGCAGUCUGUCCCAGCAGCUCACCGCCAUCUACGAAGAGUACGGCUAUCACAUCACCAAGAACUCCUACUUCAUCUGCCACGACCAGGACACCAUCCGCGGCCUGUUCCAGCGGCUGCGUAACUUUGACGGGGAGAACACCUACCCCACACGGUGCGGCAGCUUCACCGUGUCCAGCGUGAGGGACCUCACCACCGGCUACGACAGCCAACAGCCAGACAAGAAGGCCGUGCUCCCCACCAGUAAGAGCAGUCAGAUGAUCACCUUCACCUUCUCAAACGGGGGCGUGGCCACCAUGAGGACCAGCGGCACCGAACCGAAGAUCAAGUAUUACACUGAGCUGUGCGCUGCACCUGGGAACAGUGACGUGAAGCGGCUGAAGAUGGAGCUGGAUGACUUGGUGGACGCCAUUGUGGAGCAUUUCUUUGAGCCGGAGAAGAACCACCUGGAGGGCAGGAAAGAGUGAGCGUGUGUGUGAGUGUGUGUGUGUGCGUGCAUGUGUGUGCGUGUGUGUGUGUGUGUGUGUGUGUGUGUGAGUGUGUGUGUGUGCGUGUAUGUGUGUGUGUGGUGUGUGCGUGUGUGUGUGUGUGUGUGAGAGCAGAGGCCCAGCCACAGGACCAGCAGGGACUUCCUUAUUACAGUUUCUUUUUUAAAAGGCAAAACGGUUUUGUCUUAAACUACUGCUUAAAAAACAUCUACCCGAGACGUUGCAUGAUGCAGUUAUUCUUCUCAUUAGGUGUCUUUGCAGCUGCGGUAAAAGUGAGUUUUUUAAUUGCAAAAUGCAGGUUAAUUUAGCGGGACAGGAUUUAUCUGGUGACUGAUCCCAGUUAACAGCUGCAUUACUCACAGGAAACAGAAGGGAAGACGCCUCUCUGCUUUCAGUGCUUUUGUGAGCGCCACAGAAACUGCAUUCAUGAGAUUCCCGUUUGUGAGAAGACUGAUUUCCACUGAUCUGUUGUGUGUCGGCUUCCUUACAGUCCUAGCCAGUAUGUCAGCAGCAAGCUGCUUAGUGUCUGUCCCGUUUGGCUCAAUCCAACAUGCUGGAGAGAGGUAAACUUAAACCACACGGCAUUUUGUGUAAAGCAAAAAAAAAAAUGCUGCUUUAUUUUGUGGUAAAUGUUUCAUAAUAAUUUCUCAUUCCUAAUGUGAAUGUCUGCCUGAAAUGCACUUCCAACAAUUUGUUGUUAGUUGUGUAAAUAGUUUAUUUCACGUUUUUUAAUAUAAAAAAUCUAUUGCCAGUGCUGUCAGAAUGGAAGAUACCUGCAGUGCCCUUCAGGCUAAACUGCAAAACAAACAAGUCUUCAGAUUCAGAUUCAGCCACAGCAGCUGCUGAUCUCACUUCUGUGUGACACAAACAUCACUAUUGCCUAACCCUAAAGCACAUAAACUGAUUUAGAUGCAGUGUUUUCAUAUGAAAUGUGUAUGUACACUUUGAAUAAUCAAAUAUAAAUUAUAGUAAAAAGAUUAAUAUAUUUACAAAUUCUAAAAUAUUAGCCAAAGUAUUAUUCAACUGAAUGACCCAGAAUCUGUGAUGUUUGAGGUUCUUGUAGAGCCUUUAGUCAUACAGCAUAUUUAUAUUCAGACUGACCAAGGAGAGUAGAGUAGAGUUUAUUGCAGGAUGUAUCAACUAAAAUGGGGUCAUUGCUGCACUUCAGUCCCAUUGUGUGCUGUCUGAAGCGUCUGUCUUUCUGUCCCCCAGAUACAGUCUACCGCAAAGUGUGUAAACACUGAUCAGUAUAUGAUUUGAGAUAUAGUCUAUCUCCUUUUGAGGACUCCUUGUUCCCCUCUGACAAUGCUUAAAUCAUGUGUUGGAGCAAAAAUAAUAAUUUCACAAGACUUAGAAAUGGAAUAUGAGGCAUACCAUUUCACAUUUACUGUGGUUUAACAGUAUCUGACUUGAAAUGUUUGCGUACCAUGUAAUAUUUUUUUCAGUGAGACAAUGUUUUGCUUAGGAUUGAGAAGGAGACCAAAUGCUAAACCCACAGUUGCACCUGUUACCACAAUAUAAUGUACUUGGCAUUUUACAACACUUGGAACAUUCCAAAUUAUGCAGCGCUCACAGUAGAAGUCUUAACCUUGCCACCACACAGCAGCUGUGUGGACGAAAGCAUUCACUACUUUCACUGGAUCACCUUCUCAGAGCUGUUAUUUAGCAUUUCAUUUAUAUUGCCCAAAUUAUGCAUCAGUAUCCAUAAAAAGAUUAGAGUUUAUGGGGUAGCAGCCAAGCCAAGAUCAAAAUGCAGCGCACUAAUAUUUAGAUUUUUAAAUAAGAAAUACUUCCUGCUCCUUGAAAGUACAGUAUACCCCUUAGCUAUAGUAUUAAAUAACAUUGCUUAGCUGCAGUACCUCAUGAACAUCACCCCCUGACUUGUAUAACUGGAGAUGAACUGCCAGUGUGGUGGGGGGAUAGUUCAUUGAGUUACAAUAACAUUCGCCAUUCUGUUACUCCAGUGCACGGCUGCCAUUUUAACUGCGCCUGUCAGGCCCGGUCCACAGAUUUAAUUACUACAGCUGUAGGAACAAUGUGGCCAGGGUCAUGUGACCUGACAGCUCAGCUUUUUGUGUGUGUGUGUUGUAUGCACACGCACCUGUGUGUAUGUUUGACCGAAAGACAGAUCUUGUUUAUACUUUAGAAGCCAGUCUUUGUCACUAAAGGCUGCAGAGCUGUAAGAAUUUCCCCACUGCAUAUCCACUGGUUUCCCCACUGCAUAUCCACUGGUUACCCCACUGCAUAUCCACUGGUUACCCCACUGCAUAUCCACUGGUUACCCCACUGCAUAUCCACUGGUUUCCCCACUGCAUAUCCACUGGUUACCCCACUGCAUAUCCACUGGUUUCCCCACUGCUUAUCCACUGGUUUCCCCACUGCAUAUCCACUGGUUUCCCCACUGCAUAUCCACUGGUUUCCCCACUGCAUAGCCACUGGUUUCCCCACUGCAUAUCCACCGGUUUCCCCACUGCAUAUCCACUGGUUUCCCCACUGCUUAUCCACUGGUUUCCCCACUGCAUAUCCACUGGUUUCCUCACUGCAUAUCCACUGGUUUCUCCACUGCGUAUCCACCGGUUCCCCCACUGCAUAUCCACCGGGUUUAGCACGAUUACCGGCAGUCUGAGGAAAGCCGUUUAAUACACAACAGUGAUGAAAACCUCAAUACCAUCGUUGUUUUACUGUUUUCCGUUUGAAAAUCUGCUUCAGGGUUCCACUUUAAUGCUUUCUAUGAUUUGAAUAAAGUUCACUGAACUACA
This is a messenger RNA of Anguilla rostrata (American eel), 4764 nucleotides long. RefSeq names its product phosphoglucomutase 2 (gene pgm2). Gene Ontology annotation, cellular component: nucleus. Bases 149 to 1984 code for a protein of 611 amino acids. Gene Ontology annotation, molecular function: phosphopentomutase activity; magnesium ion binding. The record is from RefSeq and is a predicted model, not a curated record. NCBI's taxonomy places the organism in Eukaryota, Metazoa, Chordata, Actinopteri, Anguilliformes, Anguillidae. Gene Ontology annotation, biological process: purine ribonucleoside salvage; carbohydrate metabolic process. The transcript is spliced from 14 exons.